Messenger RNA from Notechis scutatus (mainland tiger snake), 1632 nucleotides. RefSeq names its product WW domain binding protein 1 (gene WBP1). NCBI's taxonomy places the organism in Eukaryota, Metazoa, Chordata, Lepidosauria, Squamata, Elapidae. The record is from RefSeq and is a predicted model, not a curated record. Gene Ontology annotation, molecular function: WW domain binding.
GGCGGGAGCCGCGCCGGGAGCUAUGGCGGCGGCGGCGGCAGCAUUGGCGGCGGCCACCUGGGGGGCGAGGGGAGCGGGGAGGAGGAGGCGGCGGGGCGGGAUGGAGGCGAGGCGGUGCCCGGGCCUGCCGUAGGGCCGCCAUGGAAGCGCCGCGGCCGCCUCCGUCGGGCAGGCAGGCGCAGUCCGGGUGGGGCGCGGCGGCGCUGCUGGGCCGCGAGCGUCAGGCCCGCGAGCUCUGUCCCGGCGUGAAGAGCCAGCCGUACGUGUGCGAGACGGGCCACUGCUGCGGCGAGACCGGCUGCUGCAUCUACUACUACGAGCUCUGGUGGUUCUGGCUGCUCUGGACGGUCCUGAUCCUGUUCAGCUGUUGCUGCGCCUACCGGCACCGCCGCGCCAAGUUGCGCCUGCAGCAGCAGCAGCGGCAGCGCGAGAUCAACCUCAUUGCCUACCACGGUGCCUGCAACUACCCGCCCUCCGCGGGGGAGCUCCGGAUGCUGGCUUCCUUCAAGCUGCCGGCCUACGAGGAGGUGGCCCAGCGCCCCGCCACCCCACCGCCCCCCUACAGCGCCUCUGCCACCGCCGCCCUCCUCGGGGGCUCCAGCACCUUCACGCUGAGCGGCAGCUCGGAGAACUGCACCAGCUGCUCCUGCGAGUCCAGCUGCCUGACCUCCCCUGGCAGCACCUCCCUGUCGGCCACCGAGUCCAGCAGCCCCAGCGAAGCGGAGGCCGAGGGUGGUGGUGGUGGUGGAGGAGGCCCCGCGGGGGAUAGCUGGGAGCUCCCGGCCGCCUCCUCCAAGAGCGCCCUCUUCUCCUCCCACGACGUGGAGCUCUUCGAAAGCGACUUCCAGCGCCUCUCGGAGGAGGAGGAGCCCUAUGCCCGGGAAGAAAACGCGCGGCACCGGCGCCUGACGGGGGACUCCGGGAUCGAGGUGGGCCGAGGCCAGGAUGAGGAAGAAGCUGCGAGUGAGGAGGAGGGGGGGACCCGUUUGCUUGGCAAAGGGGCGGCCUGCAGGCAGCAGGGGGAGCCCUCUGAAGGGGCCACCGAGGAACUGGCCUCCUCACCAACGUUGCCUGUCUGAACCGGGGCCUCUUGUGCUCGGCUGCCCCAGCCACCUGGAAGACUGAGCUGCCUUUGGUUCACUGUGGAGAGUUGCGCCUUAUCCUCACUUCCCUGCCCAGAUGGACAGACGGACACCUGCUUCAUCCUCUCCCGCUCUGCCAUUUCCGCUCCCCCCUUAGUGCUGCCUUGGGAGCUUUCUGGGGACAGGAACCCAGAGCCCUUGCUGGCAGAGAGGGGAGCUACGUGCUGGAUCUUAACUAUAGUGAUAGCUCUGUGUGUGUGUGUGUGUGUGUGUGUGUGUGUGUGUGUGUGGUUCCUGCUGUGCUCCAGCUUUGAUGUAAGGCAUGGCGUAGUAGGUGAAGCCCCUCCCCAUUUCCAGGUCGCAUUGGGGUUUGCUGGUUGCAUGGAGAGAUGGCUGUGGCCAACACCGAUUCUGCCCUGGGAGCGGGGAGCUGGCCUUCCUGUUGGCCAGUGUCCUACAGGAGCCUGGUCGCACUGUGUGCUUCUUAUUAAACAAGACAAGGAAAAUCCUGACUCUUGGAGGCCCUUUCCAUUGUGCGGUGGGGGGAGGG